Molecule: messenger RNA, 1473 nt
Organism: Chanos chanos (milkfish)
Lineage: Eukaryota; Metazoa; Chordata; Actinopteri; Gonorynchiformes; Chanidae
Gene: fibcd1b
Product: fibrinogen C domain containing 1b
Exons: 8
Coding region: 1-1473 (490 amino acids)
Source: RefSeq, a predicted model, not a curated record
AUGGUCAAUGAUAGAUGGGGAAUCAUGAACAGCACUUCGGAACUCGAAGACGGACAGCGGGGUAAAAACCAGACAUUCUGUGAGUGUGUGCCCAGUUCGUCUCAACUCAAACAUCGUUGGUCAGAUUCAGACACAGGCAGACAAACACCGCCCAAGAGGAUGAGCUGCAGCUACCUCCUCUGCACCAUUUUGCUUUUCGUUGCUGUGUUGCUUGCCGUCACGGUAACUGGAACAAUCCUUUUCAUGAACCACUACCAGGCUCCGCCCAUGUCCGACGGCCCGCCUCACAUAAGCACCAAUCAGGAUGAAGCUAACGCCUUGGUAACAAUCGAGAAGGGCGACGGCUCUCGUAUUAAUAUCUUUAUCGACCCCAAUUGCCCCGACUACAACAGCAACUUCCUACGCCUGGAGGGCGUCCAGACAUCUCUGCUUCACUCCCUCACAGACCACGACUCUGACCUUAAGUCUGUCAAAGGCCAAGACCGCGCAUUAUUGGUUAACCUGGCGGAGGAAGUGGCCAAACUCUCUGCCCAUGCUGGGCAGCUGAAAAUGGAUUACGAGUCUCUAAGGAGAGGACAGGGUAACCUUGGACAGGAUUUGAACACACUUCAGACUGAACAAGGCAGACUUAUACAGCUCCUGUCAGAGAGCCAGAUGAACAUGGUGAAGGUGGUGAAUUCUGUGAGCGACGCGUUAAACUCCAUGCAGAAGGAGAACGGAGGUUUGAAGGCCAGGCUGAAAGCUGACCUGCAGAGAGCUCCGAUCAGAGGGACAAGGCUCAAAGGGUGCGCCAACGGCUCUCGGCCUCGUGACUGUAGUGAUCUCUACUCGAGUGGUCAGAGAGAGGAUGGUGUUUAUUCAGUCUUUCCCACUCACUACCCUGCAGGAUUCCAGGUCUACUGUGACAUGAGUACAGAUGGAGGGGGCUGGACGGUGAUCCAGCGGAGAGAGGAUGGGUCAGUGAACUUCUUCAGGGAGUGGGACGCCUACAGGGAGGGAUUUGGCAAGAUUACUGGAGAGCACUGGCUGGGUCUGCGGCAGAUCCAUGCUCUGACCAUCCAGGGGAAUUAUGAAUUGCGGAUCGAUCUGGAAGAUUUCGAGAACAGCACAGCUUUCGCCCAGUAUGGCACGUUUGGCGUGGGAUUGUUUUCCGUUGACCCUGAGGAUGAUGGGUACCCACUGACCAUCGCCGACUACACCGGCACCGCAGGCGACUCUUUACUGAAACACAACGGGAUGAAGUUCACCACUAAAGACCGGGACAACGACCAUUCGGAAAACAACUGCGCCUCGUUCUACCACGGCGCCUGGUGGUACCGAAACUGCCACACCUCAAACCUGAACGGCCAGUACCUCCGCGGACAACACACGUCUUAUGCCGACGGCAUCGAAUGGUCUUCCUGGACCGGCUGGCAGUACUCCCUCAAAUUCACCGAAAUGAAGAUACGGCCGUCACGAGACGAGAGCAAGUGA